AUGUCUGAACCUACACGUGUCACUUUCAAACUGGGUGGUUUCAAGCGACCUGCUCUGAACAAUCUGGUACCAGCAACCAGUCAGUUUGACACAUCGACAUCCAAUACAGAUGAUCAACAAUUAGAACUUGUAACCGGUUUUGACAAUGGUGAACUCAAAGGCAAUGCACCAGUUGUAAAAAAGGAAGAAUUAGUUAUACCUAGUCAACCAAACGCUCAUAAUCAAUUUUUCAAAAUGAAAAUAGAAAGUAAAAAGAAGAUGACAUCAAAUGGAACGGAUAUGAGUCAAUUAGAAGAUGAAGCCAAACGUGCACUCAUUCUGGAUGCCCAAGCAGCUAAUGAAGCUUGGAAUGAACGAAAUGAGAACGGACCAGUUCGUGUACAUACAAUCGAACAAGAUUCAGCGAACACGUUUAUGAUUAACACGGACGAAGAAGCCAAUGCAAAGGAACCCGAAGAAGAAAAAGAAGUUGAAAACGCUGAUUACGAACAGGUUCCAAUCGAAGACUUUGGAAUGGCUGUCUUACGUGGCAUGGGUUAUAAAGAAGAUUCCGGCCUUGGUAUAUCAAAUAAGAAACAAGUCGAUGUUUUUGUUCCCGAAAGUCGUCCUCGCGGUCUUGGUUUAGGUGCCGAUCGAAAAGUUUUAGAAAAAAUUAAUCAAUUGAAACGUAAUUUAAAAAAAGCUGGCAUUGACGAAAAAGAUGAUUUAUGCUUUGAAAAAGGAGCUUUUGUUCUUAUUGAGAAAGGUCCUCAUCAAGAUUUGUAUGGUACAAUUGAAUCCAUUGAUGAAGAUGUUACUCGUUUAACCGUUUCAUUAGCUGUUAGUGGUACAAACAAGAAGAAAGAAGUCAUAUCGAUAUCACAGUACAGCGUUAAAUUAGUGACAGAAAAGGAAUUUCUCAAAUAUAGCAAAUAUGUCAAUAAAUCCAAAGCUGAUCGGGUGGACAAAGAAACAAGUGAACGUCUGAUCAAAGAUUACCAUCGAUCUGAGACGAAGAGCACUAGUUCUGGUGACGAUCGCGACCGUGAACGUGAUCAUAAACAUCAUCGUUCAUCUAAAAAUGAUGACCACGACCGAAAGCAUCAUCGACAUCGAGAUGACGACAGAAAUCGAUCAAGACGGCAUUAA
Molecule: messenger RNA, 1128 nt
Organism: Adineta ricciae
Lineage: Eukaryota; Metazoa; Rotifera; Eurotatoria; Adinetida; Adinetidae
Source: the annotation of a GenBank genome assembly